CAAUUCACCAAUGAAGGACUCGAAAUGCGUGUUUGUGGGCAACAUUUCGUACGAUGUCACCGAGCAGGAAGUCAUCGAUCUGUGCAGCCAAGUCGGUCCCGUCAUCUCAUUCAGAUUGGUGUUUGACCGCGACACCGGCAAGCCCAAAGGCUUUGGCUUUUGCGAGUACACGGACGCCGAAACCGCCCAAAGCGCCAUUCGCAACCUGAACGACCUCGAGCUCAAGGGCCGUCGCAUCCGUGUUGACUUUGCGGAAAGUGAUGCUGUUAUCAAGUUUGGCGGAAACACCGAUCGCGGUGAUCGCGGCGGCGGCGACCGUGCCGAGCGUGGCGAGCGGCCAGGUCCCGGAAUGCAUGUGUCAAAGUUUCAGCAAGACAGUGCGCCCAUGGACGUUGCUUCGCGUGCUGCUCCCCAACACAACCCGUACCAGGCGGCUGGACCAGUUUAUGGACAAGCUCCUCCCGCCGGUGGCCCGCCGGCUGCAGAAAGCAUCAACACAACCUUGGCCAGUAUGCCACCCGCUCAGAUCUUUGAAUUUCUUAAGCAAAUGAAGCAAUUUAUCACUGGGUCUCCCGAGCAAGCCCGGCAAACACUCAUGUUCAACCCCCAACUGGCGUAUGCGCUUCUUCAGGCACAGCUUCAACUGGGAUUGGUUGAUCCUGAAGUGGCAAAGAAAAUGAUUGCAUCCAUUCCUCAAACCUCAAAGAGCAUGCAGCCUCCAUCUCAUUCGCAUGGCGGUCCGUCGUUUGUGCCGGGCCCGCAAGCACCCCCACAAAUGCACAUGGGCGGCCCACCGCCAAAUCAGCCACCGCCGCCAUCUUUCGGCCCGCAAGGGAUGCACCACCAAGCCCCGCCAUCCCAGGGCAUGGGUAUGAUGCCAGGUCAGCAUAUGGGUCACAUGGGAGGCAUGGGAGGUGCACCAUCGUCCCAGCAGAAUAUGCCACCAAUGAACAUGGGCCAGAUGCCCGCGCCAAGCGGCAUGAUGCACCAAUCUGCACCACUGAUGGCUGGUCCACCGCCACCACCCAUGGGCGGAGGCGCUCCCAUGACGCAAGAACACCAGUUGUUGAUGCAGCUCAUGGCACUCACUCCACAGCAAAUCGAUAUGCUACCGCCGGAUCAACGCGCGGCUGUACACGCCUUGCGAAGCCAAGUGGGAGCACAAUAAGCCAACGAUGUUGUUUGA
Molecule: messenger RNA, 1186 nt
Organism: Capsaspora owczarzaki ATCC 30864
Lineage: Eukaryota; Filasterea; Ministeriida; Capsasporidae
Exons: 8
Coding region: 11-1168 (385 amino acids)
Biological process (GO): mRNA 3'-end processing
Cellular component (GO): mRNA cleavage and polyadenylation specificity factor complex
Molecular function (GO): mRNA binding
Source: RefSeq, a predicted model, not a curated record